Molecule: messenger RNA, 2706 nt
Organism: Nelumbo nucifera (sacred lotus)
Lineage: Eukaryota; Viridiplantae; Streptophyta; Magnoliopsida; Proteales; Nelumbonaceae
Source: RefSeq, a predicted model, not a curated record
AUGACACUACUUAACAGACGCUUUGUAAAAGAAUUAUUGCCAACUGUACUUUCCUCUUUAUUUAACAAAAUCCACUUUUCUGUAUACUAUGUGCUUUCUAUCACCUUCUUUUUCAUUUUUGUAGCCAGCCGAAAGGCUUCCUCAGUAUCUAAUGGAACAACUGGGAAGGAUACAGUUGCAAGUCUAUUGGCUUCUUUAAUGGAAGUAGUACGAACAACUGUAGCAUGCGAAUGUGUUUAUGUUCGAGCCAUGGUAAUAAAGGCUUUGAUUUGGAUGCAAAGUCCAUAUGAAUCAUUUGAAGAACUAGAAUCCAUUAUUGCAUCUGAACUCUCUGAUCCAGCUUGGCCGUCAACACUGUUGAAUGACAUCUUACUCACUUUGCAUGCUCGAUUUAAGGCUACUCCAGAUAUGGCUGUUACUCUUCUUGAAAUUGCAAGAAUUUUUGCUACAAAAGUUCCAGGAAAGAUUGAUGCUGAUGUUUUGCAACUGCUGUGGAAAACAUGCCUUGUUGGAGCUGGACCAGGUGGAAAACACACAGCUUUAGAAGCAGUGACAAUAGUUCUUGAUCUACCACCACCACAGCCUGGGUCAAUGUCAGGACUUACUUCCAUAGAUAUGGUAUCUGCAUCUGAUCCGAAAUCGGCUCUGGCGUUACAGAGAUUAGUGCAAGCAGCUGUAUGGUUCCUUGGAGAAAAUGCUAAUUAUGCUGCAUCUGAAUAUGCUUGGGAAUCUGCUACUCCUCCUGGUACUGCAUUAAUGAUGCUAGAUGCAGACAAAAUGGUGGCUGCUGCCAGUUCUCGGAAUCCUACCUUAGCAGGGGCAUUAACUCGGCUCCAGAGGUGUGCUUUCAGUGGGAGCUGGGAGGUUCGCAUCAUUGCUGCUCAAGCUCUAACUACAAUGGCAAUCAGGUCUGGCGAGCCUUUUAGGCUACAGAUUUAUGAAUUCUUACAUGCUCUAUCAUUAGGUGGAGUGCAAUCUCAAUUCUCAGAUAUGCAUCUUAGUAAUGGAGAAGAUCAAGGGGCCAGCGGAACUGGUCUCGGUUCCCUGAUAAGUCCUAUGUUGAAGGUUCUUGAUGAAAUGUACAAAGCACAAGAUGACCUGAUCAAAGAAAUAAGAAAUCAUGACAAUGCAAAGAAGGAAUGGACAGAUGAGGAACUUAAGAAAUUAUAUGAGACUCAUGAGAAGCUACUUGAUCAAGUUUCAUUGUUUUGUUAUGUUCCGAGAGCAAAAUACUUACCUCUGGGGCCAAUAAGUGCAAAACUUAUAGACAUCUAUCGUACCCGACACAAUAUAAGUGCAUCAACCGGUUUGAAUGAUCCAGCUGUUGCUACAGGGAUUUCUGACCUUGUUUAUGAAUCUAAGAGAACACCUGCUGAGCCUGAUACACUUGAUGAUGACCUUGUAAAUGCAUGGGCUGCAAAUCUAGGUGAUGAUAGCUUGUGGAGCAAUAAUGCAACAGCAAUGAAUAGGGUUAAUGAGUUUCUUGCUGGUGCGGGAACGGAUGCUCCAGAUGUUGAAGAGGAGAACAUUACAUAUAGACCUUCUGUUGGUUAUGACGAUAUGUGGGCAAAGACACUUCUAGAAGCUUCAGAACCAGAGGAAGAUGAUGCAAGGUCAUCUGGGACAUCUUCUCCUGAGUCAACAGGAUCUGUUGAGACUUCCAUAUCAUCCCAUUUUGGUGGUAUGAGCUACCCAUCCUUGUUCAGUUCACGGCCAUCGGGCUAUGGAUCUUCAAAAACAUCGGAGAGGGCAUCAGCACCAGGUGCAAGCAGAUUUAGUGACCCUUCUGUUGGUUCUUCUGCAUCAAUGUUUGAGGGUCUAGGUUCUCCGGUUAGAGAUCCUCCAUCAUAUUCAGCAUCUGUUAUGCAGAGAUAUGAGUCAUUUGAGAACCCAUUAGCUGGGCAUGGUGCCCAAAGCUUGGAAUCACAAGAUGAUGAACCAAGUCGUUCUGAAAAUCGACAGUUUGGAAAAGCACUCUAUGACUUCACUGCUGGUGGUGAUGAUGAGCUAAACCUGACAGCGGGAGAGGAACUGGAAAUUGAUUAUGAGGUGGAUGGCUGGUUCUAUGUCAAGAAGAAACGCCCUGGAAGGGAUGGAAAAAUGGCUGGUUUGGUCCCUGUCCUCUAUGUUAGCCAAUCUUGAUGGGAAUCUUCUUUACAAGAAAUUUUGAAUCUCCCCUAUCUACCUUCUAUUACUAGUAUAUCCAAUCAUCCCUUCUUUCUGCAUUUCCUGGCGAGAAAUGUGAACCCUUCAAUUGUGACUUCUACCAUUAGCCAAGAAAAAAAUCAUUUUCACAGUUGACAAACUAUGAGGCCUUUUUCUCUAAACUAUACUUGUCAUUUUUCUGCAAUCCGAAUAGUAUGAAGUUGGUUGACAGAAGCAUUUUUCUUCUCCUUUUCCCCUCCAAAAUUCACAGCAAUUUCUCUUCCUUGUCCUUCCAUUAGCAUGGAGUUUGUAGAAUUAGUCAUUCAUUUUUCAGGGUUUCGUUUUCUCAUUUGUAACAUAUGAAAAAGUUCCUCUUUGUUUUUUUUCAUUUAUUUUUUGUGUAUUCCAUCUGUUUUCUUUUUUUUUUUUUUUGACCAUUAAUUUUCUGCCAUAGUCAUCACGGUAACCUAUGGCAGAUUGAUCUUUCCCAUCAACAGUAAUGAGUAUUGUAUUGAGCAAAUUGUAACCUUAGUUAAUAUAUUUCUGUUUUGGGUUGUUCAA